AUGCACCACUGGGCGUCGUUCUUCAUCCUCGUUAUACGCUCUUCCACAGCCCCCUCUGCCGAGCAGUUGCAAGGGUCUUCCACAGAUAAGCGGCUCCUCUACCUAGUGCCCAUGACCUCAGCACCUCCAGUGGCGGUUGCACACAUGACGUCAUGCGAGGCUCUUCAACAGAGCAAAGAAAGCUCACAGCAGGCGGAGGAGUUGAGAAAGCGGCAGGGGGUGGGGCAGGUGGUGAGGGCGAAGGGGAAGGUGCGUGUUUUCACGACAUACACGCCCAAGUACAUGAAGCUGGGGAAGACGUGGGGGGGUGUGGGCGGGCAGGGGCGAGCAGGGGAGGAUGUGAUUAUUGGCGUGCUGGACUCGGGGAUUUGGCCGGAACACCCUUCCUUCUCAGACAAGGUGAGAGAUGUGUGUGUGUAUGUAGGGGGGCGUGUGCGGGCAAGAGCGGGCAGCCCCACCCCUUUCUUCCUUCUCUUAUCUCUCCCACUCAACCUCUCCCCCUUUCUUCCCCCUCAUCUUGCAGGGUUACAGGCCAGUGCCCAAGCGGUGGAGGGGGGCGAAUGCGGACUGAGCAAGUUCAGUUCAACACUCCUCCCCUCCUUCCCUUGUCCCUGCCUCCCCCUCCUCUCCCCCUUUCUUCGCCCCCCUUCCCGCCCACCAAAUCCGCAGGGCUAUAAACCAGUGCCCAAGCGGUGGAGGGGGGCGUGCACGGGGCUGAGCAGGUGCAACCGCAAGCUGAUAGGCGUGCGCUUCGUUCCUCCUCCCCUAUUUCCCGCCCCUAUUUCGUGCGCCUAUCUCUGGCAGGGCUAUAAACCAGUGCCCCAGCGGUGGAGGGGGGCGUGCACGGGGCUGAGCAGGUGCAACCGCAAGCUGAUAGGCGUGCGCUUCGUUCCUCCUCCCCUAUUUCCCGCCCCUAUUUCGUGCGCCUAUCUCUGGCAGGGCUAUAAACCAGUGCCCAAGCGGUGGAGGGGGGCGUGCACGGGGCUGAGCAGGUGCAACCGAAAGCUGAUAGGCGCUCGAUACUUCCUCAAGGGGUACGAGGCGGAGUAUGGCAAGCUGGCCCAGGGGGAGUUCCGCUCUGCACGUGAUGCUGGUGGGCACGGCACGUGGUGUGCGGGAGCGGCAGCAGGUAACGCAGGAGUGGUUCUCACAGACGAGUUUGGAUCGACGGCGGGGCCAGCCAGUGGCAUGGCGCCACGUGGCAGGCUGGCUAUCUACAAGGCGAUCUGGUUCAACGCGUCAGAGGGGUACGGCCACGACUGCGACAUCUUUGCAGCCGUUGAUCAGGCCGUCGCGGACGGUGUGGAUGUGCUCUCCAUGAGCAUUGGGUCGGGCGAGGAUACAUACUUUGGGGACCUGCCUCUGCUGAGAGCGGUGCAGGCGGGUGUGUUCCUGGCCAUGGCAGCGGGCAACGAGGGACCGCCCCCCAUGGCUCAGAAGCCUUAUGGCUUCCGCACUCUCAGCAACGCUGCUCCCUUCUAUCUCACUGUUGCCGCCAGGUGGGUAGCACACUGUUUCUCACCCUCUCACCCUCAGGACGCGUCACCUACCUCGAUCGAUCCUGCACAGGAUCGAUUUUUUAUUCGGCUCAAAAAGUUUUCAAACAAAUUUAAAUGCAACACGCGGGAGUUCAGUGCGGUGGACAAUCGAUCUUCCUCGAUUUUGCACGAUCGAUCGAGGGAGGUGACGCGUCCUCAUUUCACCUCUCACCCUCAUUUCACCUCUCACCCUCAUUUCACCUCUCACCCUCAUUUCACCUCUCACCCUCACUUCCUUUCUCAUCCUCACUUCCCCUCUCACCCUCACUUCCCCUCUCAUCCUCACUUCCUUUCUCAUCCUCACUUCCCCUCUCAUCCUCACUUCCCCUCUCACCCUCACUUCCCCUCUCAUCCUCACUUCCCCUCUCACCCUCACUUCCCCUCUCACACUCACUUCCCCUCUCACCUCACUUCCCCUCUCACCCUCACUUCCCCUCUCACCCUCACUUCCCCUCUCACCCUCACUUCCCCUCUCACCCUCACUUCCCCUCUCAUCCUCACUUCCCCUCUCACCCUCACUUCCCCUCUCACACUUACUUCCCCUCUCACCUCACUUCCCCUCUCACCCUCACUUCCCCUCUCACCCUCACUUCCCCUCUCAUCCUCACUUCCCCUCUCACCCUCACUUCCCCUCUCACACUCACUUCCCCUGUCAUCCUUACUUUCCCCACUCCUACUUCCACUUCUCUUGACACCCCAGCUCAACAGAUGA
Messenger RNA from Closterium sp. NIES-65, 2250 nucleotides. The record is from the annotation of a GenBank genome assembly. Lineage: Eukaryota; Viridiplantae; Streptophyta; Zygnematophyceae; Desmidiales; Closteriaceae.